AUGAGGGCUCAGACCUCCACUUCAUCCUCAUCUUUGCAUUACCUCUCCUCAUUGGGCGAGAUGGCCAUCAUCGCCAAUACCACAGCUUGCGCCAUUGCCGCCAGUGUCUCGUCUUGCGCCCUCCUCGAUCCGCUCUGCGUGCCACGAUGCGCCCGCAUCCGCUUCUCCGCUUCUCUUCAAUGUCAUCGUACCGCCGCUGCGUCCCCCCUCAACCAGCCCUCCGAUGCGACCAAAUCCGCCUCCCGCUCCCCGUCCGCCAACCCUUACGACGUCUUCCGCCCGGCGCCCGUUUCCCCCGCCAAGGCGCGCGUGCGGGCCGUGCUGAAAAUUCUCAUCCCCGCGGCCGUACGCGCAAUCAACUGGGCGGGGCGGCAGUGCGGAGCAGUUGCGCCGUGGUUCCGCCCGCUGGACUGGCUGAUCCCCUUCCGCGAGGACGCCAUGCUGCGCUGCGCGCAGUGGUGCACGGGACUCUCGGACUUUGGCGACACGAGCUUCGUGACGGCCAUGCGACUGGCGGCGAAGGACGCGCGCGAAAACGCGAACCUGUCGACGUUUGGACGGAUCGCCAUCUGGCUCGACGUGCAGCGCCUGCUGCAGUGCAGGCUGCACCUGGUGGAGCACCGCAAGCAACACCCUGAGAUCGAGAACGAGCCCAUCAAGGCGCCGCUGGUGGUGCUGGGCAUGCCGCGCACGGGCACCACUCUCCUCUUCAACCUGCUCUCGCUCGACUCGCGCACCUUCCGAACGCCGCGCACGUGGGAGUGCCACCACCUGUAUCCGCCGCCGCAGCGCGCCACGUACGAGAGCGACGCACGCGGGGGGCUCAUGGAGGAGUCGCUCUUUGCGCUGGACGCUCUUGUGCCCGACCUCAAGCAUAUCCACCACAUGACUGCUCAAGGCCCACAGGAGACCUUUGAACUUAUGUGCUACGAUUGCACGUCGUUUGUGCUGCCAUUCGCGUACCUGCACGCACCACAGUACCUGGACUGGUUCAUGGCAUCGCACAUCACGCCCACCUACCGCUUCCUGCGCUGGCAGCUGCAGUACCUGCAGCACCACGGCCCCUCCGCGCCGCACUGGCUGCUCAAGAGCCCCGAGCACAUCUUCUCCCUGCCCGCGCUGCUGCAAGUCUUCCCUGACGCGCGCGUGGUGUGCACUCACCGGGACCCCCUGCGCGUGCUGCCCUCCGCCCACUCGCUCAUGCGCUGCUUCCGCUCCCUCACCUGCGAGCACGUUGACGAUGCCACUAUCUCCACCCUGUGGGCCCCACAUCUGGCUCGCGCACUGGACAACAUGAUAGCUCUUCGGGAGAAGGCUGCUGAGAGGGAGAAGGCUGCUGAGAGGGAGAAGCUGCGGGCCGAGCGGGACAGCCGGAGGGAGAUCGGCUUUCAAGACUCUUCCAGUGAUGACUGCAGCAGCGUGUGCAGCGACAGCAGCCGCAGCAGCGGCGGAUUGGGCAGCACGAGCACCGACUCUGACUCGGAGCAGGACGAGAAUAUGGAUGGGGACGUUGAGAGCACCGGAGAGAGUGAUCAGGAGCAGGAGGGGGGAGACACUGGUGAGGGAGAGGAUGAGGCGGAAGAGGAAGAGGAGGAAGAGGAGGAGGAAGAGGAGUGGAGGGCGUCGCUGGCAGUGGAUGUGCUGUACCAUGAGUUUGUGCGCGACCCCAUCGCGCAGGUGAAGCGCAUCUACGCGCACUACGGGGAGGAGCUCUCCCCCUGGGCUGAGCACCGCAUGCGCCAGUACCUCGCAGAAGAUGCCAAGGAGCGCAAGGCGCAGCGCCAUGUGUACCGGUGGGAGGACACGCACCUGGACAAGCAGGAGCAGCGCGCUCGCUUCGCUCACUACGUGGCGCACUUCGGAGUGCAGCACGAGGCAUGA
This is a messenger RNA of Closterium sp. Naga37s-1, 1881 nucleotides long. Lineage: Eukaryota; Viridiplantae; Streptophyta; Zygnematophyceae; Desmidiales; Closteriaceae. The record is from the annotation of a GenBank genome assembly.